AUGUAUGUAUGUAUGUAUGUAUGUAUGUAUGUAUGUAUGUAUGUAUGUAUGUAUGUAUGUAUGUAUGUAUGUAUGUAUGUAUAUAUGUGUGCGCGCGUGUGCGUAGCAGAUUGCUGUCUAAAGUACACUCGGCGUCCAGUGCCAUGCCGAAUGCUGAAAGACUACAUCUACCAGACCAUUACCUCCUCCUGUGACAUCCACGCUGUCAUGUGAGUUAUCCUCCAAUCACAGCUCAGCACACACUGUGUGUAGAAUACUGCCUGAAUGUCAAUUGUAUUUCCUUGAUUCCUCUUGUCUUUCCUUCUCCAAUGCAUUUUGAGGAGGUGAGGAGAGAGGAAAGACCAUUGAGAUUCACUCACUAUCUGUGUGUGUAAUGUGUAUGUGUGUGUGUGUGUGUGUGUGUGUAUGUGUAUGUUUGUGUGUGGAUGUGUGUGUUUGUGUGUGUGUGUGUGUGUAAUGUGUGUUGACAUUGUGCUGUGUUGUUGCAGCUUCCACACUCGGAGGGACAAGUUUGUGUGUGCCGAUCCCUCUCAAGACUGGACCCAGAGGGUACAACGCUGUCUGCUGUGAGUACACCUGUGUGUGUGUGUGUGUGUGUGUGUGUGUGUGUAUGUGUUUGUUUUGCAUGUGCACAUGUAUAGGUGUUGUAAAAGUUGUGUUUAUUUUUGUCUAACGUUGUGUGUCUGCGUGUGUGUGUUCAUAGCAAACGUCAGGAGAGGAAAUCUAAACUCAAGAAAAGUAUUUGA
Molecule: messenger RNA, 746 nt
Organism: Coregonus sp. 'balchen'
Lineage: Eukaryota; Metazoa; Chordata; Actinopteri; Salmoniformes; Salmonidae
Source: the annotation of a GenBank genome assembly